AACAUGUCAAGCAUGCCCGGGUGAUAAUAUAACGUGUCGAUGAGCAUAGCAACUGCAAGAAAGUCAACCUACUAUUGGCCAUACCAGUGGCUCCCUCUUGGAUCCCCGACGGUGGAUUCAAAGCGAAGUAAAGGACUCACCCGAAGCCUUUCUAUAGCUAUAGCGUAUUCUUUUCUCUCUGAUGUAUUUUAUUUACCUAGAAUAUACAUCUUGCCUGGGCUAGACUCUGUCUCCUAUAUCAGAGCCCUCUUGACUUUACUGAAGGACUGAUUAUAUGGGUAUUGGAUAUAACAGCAUUAGUUCCCCCGGUAUUCCUUCCCAUGGUUCCUCCCUCGGAGGCCAUAUCUGCUCAGGUAUGUAUUCAUCACAUAUGUUGCAUUGGCUGAAAACCGGGUGGAUGCUUUUAAUGGUGCCUUAAAUCUCGAGGAGAAUCACCA
This is a messenger RNA of Aspergillus caelatus, 437 nucleotides long. RefSeq lists its product as uncharacterized. The coding region runs from base 40 to 270 and encodes 76 amino acids. The record is from RefSeq and is a predicted model, not a curated record. The transcript has a single exon. NCBI's taxonomy places the organism in Eukaryota, Fungi, Ascomycota, Eurotiomycetes, Eurotiales, Aspergillaceae.